Messenger RNA from Adineta steineri, 765 nucleotides. Lineage: Eukaryota; Metazoa; Rotifera; Eurotatoria; Adinetida; Adinetidae. The record is from the annotation of a GenBank genome assembly.
AUGCAUACAAGAAAAAAUACGAAUAUAGAUAUUAUAGUAGAGAAUUGUAAAAAAAUUGGUGCUGAGGAUAAAGAUAAUAAUUGUGUUUUAAUAAUAACUGGUUCUCUAAAUCCAAUUCAUCGUUCACAUAUAGCUAACCUUCAGUUGGUUAGACGUUAUUUUGAACAUCAUAAAGAACGACCAUUAAAUGUUCUUGCAGCUUAUUUAUCACCUACACAUGAUGGCUAUGUUAAAAAUAAAUUGGGUAGUUCUCAUUGGAUACCAGCUGUAGAUAGAAGCAAAUUAUGUCAAGAAGUUAUCAAAGAAGAAAAUUUGGAAUCUUUAAUUUCUGUUGCCGAAGGUGAAUUUCAAUACAAAAGAUUCGUUGAUUUUGAUGACGUAGUCAUAGAAUUAGCUCAAUUUCUUAAUGAUGAACGAGAUAAACCUGAUGGAUUAGGAUUACUUAAAAAACCAUUAAAAGUUGUUUAUGUAUGUGGUUUGGAUCAUUUUAAUAAUUGUCGUCAUGUUGAACAAUUAGCAAAAAAUGAAAAUAUUGCCUGUGCUGUUAUAUAUCGUCUUAAUGCUUCAGAAGAUUAUAUAAAAAGAUUAGAAGAAAAAUCAUCAAAUAUAUAUUAUAUAACAUUAGACGAUGAACGUAAAACACUUGUUGAUAUAAGUUCAACAAAAAUUCGAAAACAAUAUCAAAAUCCAACGGAUUCAGAGUUCGAAAAUUUAACAUAUUCAGUUGUUAACGAUUAUUUACACGAAAAAUACAUGAAAAAUUAA